This is a messenger RNA of Adineta steineri, 1686 nucleotides long. The record is from the annotation of a GenBank genome assembly. NCBI's taxonomy places the organism in Eukaryota, Metazoa, Rotifera, Eurotatoria, Adinetida, Adinetidae.
AUGAGCCUUCGAAGUUUGUUUCGUUAUGCUACGUGGUUUGAUUUGAUUUUAAUAUUAAUAUCGAUUAUAGCUGCUACUGCUAAUGGUGCUUCAUUUCCAUUAUUAAUGCUUGUAUUUGGAAAUGCUAUUAAUACAUUUACUGAUCGUUCAUUUGACUUAUGUUCAUGGAAUUUAACAAAUAUAUCUCUUCAAUAUUGUCCAUCAGGUGUACAAUUAACAUCAACAAAUUUUUAUAUAUCAUCAUCUAUAGCAGCAGAAAGACAAACACGAAUCAUUCGUCAGAAAUUAUUUCGAUCAAUUGUUAAUAAAGGAAUAAUUUAUUUUGAUAUGAAUAAAACUGGUCAAUUAAGUACAAGAUUAACAGAUGAUAUUAAUAAAAUUCAUGAUGGUAUUGGUGAUAAAUUUGCAUUAGCAACACGCUAUAUUGCUUCAGUUAUUUCUGGUUUUGCACUUUGUUUUUAUAUAGGAUGGAAAUUAACCUUAGUUAUUCUAUCAGUAGCAUCAUUAAUAUUUAUUUCAACUAUAGUAAUGUCCAAACUUAUAACGAGUUUAACAUUGAUGGAAUUAAAAGCUUAUGGUAAGGCAGGUGCUGUAGCUGAAGAAGUGCUUAGUUCAGUUCGUAUUGUUUUAUCUUAUAAUGGACAAGAACGAGAAAAGAAAAGGUAUAAACAAUAUUUAAAUGAAGCAAAAGAACGUGGAAUACGAAAAAGUGCAGCUAAUGGCUUGAGCACGGGUGUUUACUGGCUCAUUGCUUAUUGUUCAUAUGCAUUAGGUUUCUGGUAUGGAUCAAAAUUAAUUCAACAUGGAGACUAUGAUAUUGGAAAAGUCAUGAUUGUAUUUAUUACAAUGGUAGUAUCUGUUUUUGAUUUGGGACAAGCUAGUCCACAUUUACAAGCAUUAGCUCAAGCUAGAAGUGCUGCAUCAUUUGUAUGGACUAUUAUUGAUGAACCAUCAACAAUUGAUAAUAAUUUAGAUGAAGAAAUCAAAAAAAAUGAUUUAAUUGGUAAUAUUAAAUUUUCAAAUGUUACAUUUUCUUAUCCAUCACGUUCUGAUAUUGAAAUAUUAAAAAAUAUUUCAUUUAAUGUAAAACAAGGUGAAACAAUUGCAUUAGUCGGUUCAUCUGGUUCAGGUAAAUCAACAUGUAUUCAAUUAUUACAAAGAUUUUAUGAUUUAAAUUCUGGUUCAAUAUUAAUUGAUGAUAAUGAAAUAAAUAAAUAUAAUUUAAAAUGGUUAAGACAAAAUCUUGGUGUUGUUAGUCAAGAACCAAUUUUAUUUCAAAUAACAAUUCGUGAAAAUAUUCUAUUAGGCUUUGAUAAAGCAACCGAUGAAGAAAUUUAUCAAGCAACCAAAACGGCGAAUGCGCAUAAAAUUAUUUUUUACAAUCAAUAUAAUACUUUAAUAGGUGAACGUGGUGCGACAUUAUCAGGUGGACAAAAACAAAGAAUAGCAAUUGCUCGUGCACUAAUUAGAGAUCCAAAAAUUUUACUUCUUGAUGAAGCUACUAGUGCACUUGAAUAUGAAAGUGAAACAAUAGUUCAAGAUGCUUUAGAUCGUGCAUCUCAAGGUCAAACAACAAUUGUCAUGCAAAAAGGUGAAAUAAUUGAAGAAGGAAAUCAUGAAUUAUUAAUGAAUAAUCAAUCAGUUUAUUAUAAUCUUAUUCAAAAACAAAAUUUAUAUAAUACAUAA